Brassicogethes aeneus is the source of this 1300-nucleotide messenger RNA. The record is from the annotation of a GenBank genome assembly. Lineage: Eukaryota; Metazoa; Arthropoda; Insecta; Coleoptera; Nitidulidae.
GAAAUACCAUUGACAUUAAAAUGUUUAGAGUUUUUUUUUUAUAUUUUAACAAAAAUAACGCAAAUUAAACCUAAAUUUAUAAAUAUUUUAUUAAAAAUAUAAGUUUUUGAACCGUUAUAUUUAAAUAUUUUUUGACCUUGGAAAUAGAAAAAUAGUUGGGGCUCAAAAUUGAUUAUUACCUAAAUGCGUGAUUUUAUUGAGUUAAUAAACUUUAAUCAAAUUAAGAGUAUUAUAUUGGUGCUUCUUUUAAUCGAAAAGUAAUCAUAUUUCAUAACAUUUUGCGGUUUUAACAUAUUAAAGACAUGCGUAUUUGAGAGUUCGUUUAUGUCGAUAAUUUCCAAUAAACAGGAUAAAACGGUGUAAUCGAAUUAAUUUUUUAUGCUAAAAGAAACAAUCAUGACUGAGGAGAAUAUAUUUUUGUUUGUGCCAAAUUUAAUAGGAUAUGCAAGGAUUGUUUUGGCAAUAAUAUCAUUUUAUUUUAUGCCAACUCACUACACAAUAGCAGCAACAUGUUACGUGGUUUCAUCCCUUUUGGAUGCCUUCGAUGGACAUGCAGCGAGAAUGUUGAACCAGGGCACCAAAUUCGGCGGUAUGCUGGACCAACUCACCGACAGAUGCGGCACCAUGGGGCUAUGUGCCGUUUUAUGCACCUUUUACCCGAACUGGAUGUUUUGGAUUAUUAUGUCAAUGUGUAUCGACAUAUUCUGCCACUGGAUCUACUUACACUCCUCGAUUUUGCAAGGAAAAACCAGCCACAAGUUCAUCGACAUGUCUGAAAACCCUAUUAUGAAUGUAUAUUACACAAACCGCCCAGUAUUAUUCUUCAUGUGCGCUGGAAACGAGGCUUUUUACGCCAGUUUGUACCUCGUUAACUUUAUUGAAGGCCCCAUAAUUGCAGGUCUGGGACUGUUCAGAAUUAUUUUGUAUUUCUCCUUGCCGAUUGCUGUGGUAAAAACAGCAAUUUCUUUGCUUCAUUGUGUCGUUGCUGCAAGGAAUUUGGGAAUAAUCGAUGUAAACGAUAGAAAGAAAGGGAAUUAAUUUAUUUUAAGUAUGUGUACUUAUUUAAUCAAUGUUUUCCAUUGUCUUAGCAUUUAGGGCCACUCUAGUCAAUAUGUUGUCGUUUUAUUGUAAAAGAUAUGUUAUAAAUUGCUAGGAAAAUUAAAUGGUAGAUUGUGCCCCAUUACUUCAUUAUUUUUUUAAUUUUGUUGUACCUAUUUAUUUUAUAAGAUACUUUUGUAUUUGGUUUAUAUUGUAAGUCCAAUAUAUUUGUUGUUAAUAAAUAAAAUAAUGUGUAAUUUUA